This is a messenger RNA of Exophiala aquamarina CBS 119918, 1107 nucleotides long. RefSeq lists its product as uncharacterized. Gene Ontology annotation, cellular component: membrane. Gene Ontology annotation, molecular function: carbohydrate:proton symporter activity. Gene Ontology annotation, biological process: carbohydrate transport; transmembrane transport. The coding region runs from base 1 to 1107 and encodes 368 amino acids. The record is from RefSeq and is a predicted model, not a curated record. Lineage: Eukaryota; Fungi; Ascomycota; Eurotiomycetes; Chaetothyriales; Herpotrichiellaceae. The transcript has 3 exons.
AUGUUCGCAGUUGGCUAUGCUCUUAGCGCAUGGGUGGGCUUCGGCGUGUGGUUCAUCUCUGCGUCUGGAUCCUCGUCCACAUUUCCCUGGAGGUUUCCACUUGCCUUGCAAAUUCUCCCCGCUCUGGUUCUCUUAGUUGGCUCCCCUUGGCUCCCCUAUUCACCACGAUGGUUGAUGCAACAGAAUAGAUUUCAAGAAGCAGAAGCUGUGCUGUUCAAACUUCACACACGCCCUGGAGAAAGUGGCGAGGAUCAUAUGGCACAAGCUCGUAUUGAGUUUGAACAGCUUCGUGCUCAGACCGCGCUCGACCAAGAGAUGGCAGCCAAACGUUCACGUUGGGAGUUGGUGAAGACUCCUGGCAACCGCAAGCGUGUCUUAAUUGCCACAAUACUCAUGUGGGGUGACAUGUUUAUGGGCCCAAUCUUCAUCGCUAACUAUGGAGUUAUCCUAUUCACGCAACUUGGUUUGAAGGGUUAUGUCCCUCUGAUGUGUCUUUCCUUCCUGGUGACAGCGACAUUCCCGGGCAAUCUCGUCACAGCUUUGUUCGUCGACAGAUUUGGGCGCCGUAUUUUCUUGCUGAUCGGCUGCGUUGGGAUCACGAUGUGUUUGAUGUUUGAAACUCUGCUUCAAGCACUUUACCUUGAAGGUGACAACGUUGCUGGCCAGCGUGCUGCGGUCUUCUUUAUAUUCCUAUACGCGAUCUUCUGGUCCACCUUCAUGGAUGCUACCCAGUAUUUGUACCUCUCGGAGAUCUUCCCAACUCACCUUCGUGGACAAGGGGUAGCAGUGGGCAUGUUUCAUUACUUUGUAGCCACUAUUAUCAUCCUAGUUGUUGGCCCGAUUGCAUUGGACAAGAUCGGCUGGAGAUUUCUGCUCGUCCUCCUAAUUCCCACGGCCUGCUAUACAGUGGCGGUCUAUUUCCUCUUUCCAGAAACCUGUCAGCGAUCGUUGGAGGAUAUCAAUGCCCAGUUUGGCGAGGCAGUAGCACUUCCUUACUAUCACCAUGCGAACACUGGUGGGGGCGAUGAAGAACGCAAAGGCCCUAAUAGUGCUGAGAUCGAAGUGGUACGACGCAAGGACGAAGAAACCGCUAUGGCCAAGGCCUAA